This is a messenger RNA of Helicoverpa zea (corn earworm), 997 nucleotides long. Its product is annotated as trypsin 3A1-like. The transcript is spliced from 6 exons. Gene Ontology annotation, biological process: proteolysis. Bases 1 to 927 code for a protein of 308 amino acids. The record is from RefSeq and is a predicted model, not a curated record. NCBI's taxonomy places the organism in Eukaryota, Metazoa, Arthropoda, Insecta, Lepidoptera, Noctuidae. Gene Ontology annotation, molecular function: serine-type endopeptidase activity.
AUGUGUGAUUAUUGUCGUGUGUUGAGUUUCGUCUGUGCGCUGUUCGUGAUCCGGUUUUUGGGGUGCACUAAUGUGACAUACAGCGGGGUCUUAUCAAGCGAGUGCGUCACGCAAUACUACCGCAUGUUCAUCACCCGCCGGGUCCCACCCCGCACCUACCUGUACUUCCACGAAGCCACCCCCCCUCAGCAGCUAGAGCCAAGGAAUGAAGACUCGAGGGAUGCUGACAAACCCGUCACUAUUGACUGGAGGAUAGUAGGAGGGAGCCAGGUGACGAUAGAGCAGGUUCCAUACCAGGUGCUGUACGGCCUCUAUUGUGGAGGCACCAUCAUUGCUCCCGAGUGGAUCAUCACAGCUGCGCAUUGUAAGACGAAAGAAACCUUCGUACUAGCAGGGUCUUCACAACGCAGCUUAGCCAAGAAGUACCGCAUCUGUGCCCACUUCGUGCAUCCCUUGUGGAACACCACGCGCCUUCACUCCCACGACUAUGAUUACCAGCUCGUGUUGUUGGAGACGGCUAUUCCUGUCACUCCUAGCUCGAGACCUAUUGCUAUAGGGGUUACUGAGGAUAUUGUGGAAGGACAGCUGGUUUCUGUCAGUGGGUGGGGACAUACGAAGUAUAAGCAACGCGUAAUGCAAGACAUAGUGCGGCGAGUGCGGGUACCGGUGAUGGCGCCUGCGCAGUGUAAGUCGCUCCCGCUUACCAACUACAAGACCAUCACGCCGCGGAUGUUCUGCGCAGGGUAUCUUAACGGGACCAAGGAUUCUUGCCAGGGCGAUUCAGGAGGUCCAGCGGUCAGCAACGGCAAGCUAGUAGGCCUGGUUUCCUUCGGAGUCGGCUGUGCCAUGAAGGAGCAACCAGGGGUCUACAGCAACAUCCCCCUGGUCAGGGGCUGGAUCCGACAGGUCACCGGGUUGCCGCUUUGAGGAGAUAAACUGGUCAUCAUGAUGUUAUUGGUCAUUGAGUUAACGUGUCGAAAUAAAUUAUUAUUUACAA